This is a messenger RNA of Neodiprion virginianus, 3644 nucleotides long. RefSeq names its product slit homolog 1 protein-like. The transcript is spliced from 3 exons. Gene Ontology annotation, cellular component: extracellular matrix. The record is from RefSeq and is a predicted model, not a curated record. Gene Ontology annotation, molecular function: protein binding. Bases 20 to 2218 code for a protein of 732 amino acids. Lineage: Eukaryota; Metazoa; Arthropoda; Insecta; Hymenoptera; Diprionidae.
AUUAGAACAGAAUCGCGUCAUGAUUCGUUGUGCAGUGUCGGUGAACUUCGUUCUCGCAGUUGUGCUUGCUCAGACGCAACCAACGUGCAGAAAUGUGUUUGACUAUACGGUGUGCAGUUCCGUCGAAGGUGUUUUAACCGAGGUAACGGAACGAACGCACCGUGAUCGUUUGGAAAUAUUUAACUUGAAUUUGACGUCGAUUGAUCCUGGUGCCUUUAAAAAUCUCUCGCUAGUAAAUCUACACUUGUCUGCCGGAAAUAGAAUUUCGAAUUUGCAACCUGGCGCGUUCUCGGGCCUACCGAACCUGAAAUAUCUGGACCUUGAUAACAACGCGGUUACGCUGAUUCCCAACUUGUUUCAAGAAUUGCCUCACUUGGACAGAUUGUUCUUGGCUAACAACGGGAUUACCCACAUAUCGGAAGGGACUUUUAACGGACUGUCAGGAUUAACAAGGUUACAACUGCAUCAGAAUUUCAUCGCGACGAUAAAUCAGAUAACAUUUUCCGGCCUUUCGGAGAUAACUUCUCUGGGGCUAGAGGACAACGAAAUAACCACCGUCGCUCCCAAUUCGUUCAAAAGUAUCGAGAAAUUGAAAUAUCUUUACUUGGACAGGAACAACAUCAGAAAACUGCGAGCCGAAACUUUCAAUGGUUUGACUGAACUUGAUUCGUUGUCCAUUUCUCACAAUGACAUAGUAACCGUUCAUGAACGGGCAUUCAGAGGAUUGUCGAAACUGACUCUGUUAUCCAUCGACCACAACAAAAUAUCCACAAUUCGAUCGGGAACUUUUAUCAGCCUAAGUAGUUUAGAAUAUCUGUAUCUUCAUAACAACGAGAUUUCAGUAAUAGAAGCUGACGCAUUCCAAGGCCUCUCGUCGAUGACUCACAUCAGUUUGACUGACAAUAAAAUCCAAACUCUACCGAGUGGCUUAUUCGCUGGACUAACGAACCUGAAGUCAGUCGUCCUGGUUAAUAACACUAUAACUGCAAUCGACCGAGUUGUAGUUCAGUUGCCAAGAUCUGCGACAAUUCAAUUCGGCAUUGAAUUUAUUCAACUUGGCUCACACGAUGACGGACUUUUUAGCAACGAAUGGCGAGCAAAGCUGUUUACAAAUCGCAUCAUGAUUCGUCGCGCAGUGCUAGUGAACUUCGUUUUGGCAGUUGUGCUUGCUCAGACGCAGCCGACGUGCAAAAAUGUGUUCGACUAUACCGUGUGCAGUUCCGUCGAAGGUGUUUUAACCGAAGUAAAGCAACGAAGUCAUCACGAUCGUUUGGAAAUAUUCAACUUCGAUUUGACGUCUAUUGAACCCGGAGCGUUUAAAAAUGUCUCAGUGGUAACUCUGUACCUGUCUGCCGGAAAUCGAAUUUCCAAUUUGCAACCUGGAGCAUUCGCUGGCCUGCCGAACCUGAAAAAUCUGCACCUUCAAAACAACGCAGUUACGCCGAUUCCCGGCUUGUUUCAAGAACUGCCCCACCUGGAAAGGUUAACCUUGGCCAAUAACAGCAUUACCCACAUACCGGAAGGGACUUUUAACGAACUGUCGCAAUUGAAAGAGUUGAUACUGGAUUGGAAUCUGAUCACCCACGUACCGGAAGAGACUUUUAACGGACUAUCAGGAUUGACAAAGCUGAGCCUGGAUAAGAAUCCGAUUGAGACGAUAAAUCAAACAACAUUUUCUGGUCUUCCGAAGCUGACUUCUCUGGCGGUAGAGCGCAGCGAAAUAACUACUUUCGCUUCUAACUCGUUCGAAAGCCUCACGGAAUUAAAAAAUCUUUACUUAAACUGGAACAAUAUCGGAGAACUGCGAGCCGAAACUUUCAAAGGUUUGAGUAAGCUUGAUUUUCUCUCCAUUUCCGACAGCGCCGUAACGACCGUUCAUGACGGGGCGUUCAAAGGAUUGCCAAAACUGACCGUGUUACUGCUCGACCAGAACAAUAUAUCCACGAUUCGGUCGGGCACUUUUAUCGGACUGAGCAGUUUAUACCAUCUGGAUCUUGACAACAACGAGAUUUCAGUAAUAGAAGCUGGUGCGUUCGAAGGCCUCUCGUCAAUAUCGCACAUAAGCUUGGUCAACAACAAAAUCGCAACACUGCCGAGUGGCUUGUUCGCUGGACUCACAAAACUGGAUUCACUCUGGCUGGUUAAUAACACUCUAACUGCAAUUGACCGAGCCGUAGUUCAGUUGCCAAGUUUCGCGAGAGUUAUCUUCGAGUUCUGAAUUAUUAUCGCGCGCUACUUCCCGCGUUAAAAUUGAGUCUACCGCAAUGGUCGAUUUAAUUAAGAAAGUUAUGGUUAAUCAACAAUUAUGCAACAUGCUAGAUAAAAUCUCUGAGUAAAUAAUUUUUCGUACGAUGUCUCUACUACUUUCUGAAAAUAUCUGAUACUUUCCGGUUCAGGUUCACGCAAUCAGCUUUAUCGAUACCACGCGAGAAUAUCUCCGAGUCGAAAUUUAGACCCUCGUCUAAUUUCGAGGGGGAAAUGACUCGAGGAAUUAAUGUGACAAUGGUUUUUGAAUUAAUUCGUAAUCGGUACCGAAUUAACUAAACUUAAUACGACUUAACGUGAAUUAAUUUUUACUAACGUAGGAGAUUGUUGAAAAUUAUUUUGGGCUGAAAUGAAUUAAUUGGAAGUACAAAAAUUGACUUGGAUCAUUCAAAUUAAUUCAAACUAUAAAAUUAACGUGUCGAUUGAACCCCAAUUGUUGCUCCCUCGAAUUUGUCACUGUAAAUUAUGUGAAAUUACAUGCAUGUGAUGUUACGUAAUCGUAUAUUAACACAUGUAAUCUUGUUAAAUUUUAUCCAAGUUCACGACAUUCUAUAAAUAUAUGAUGUAAAUAAUAUAUUACGGUUACAUGCGGAAUCAUAAAAAUAUAUAACUCAAUCAUUAACGUAGUCGUGGUUAUUGCAAUUAUAAUUGACAACCUAUCGCUGUGUUUUGUAAUGAUUAGUGCAUUCCGAAUCCAUUGCUCAUUACUUUAGUAUCGAAUAAUGCAAUUUCAAUCCAUUAUCCAUUACUUUGGUAAUAAUUAAUGUAACUCAAAUUCAUUUUUCAUACUCUGACAAUUACAAAAUACAUGGCACAAACAGCCUAUUAGUUUUUCGAUAAGCAAAUCAAAGUAUUUUUCAAAUCUAUAAUCCGACAGCUAACCUUACGCAUUUCUUGUAUUGUUUUCGUACGAAUCCAGGAUGAAUGAAGAUAAUGUGGAAAUUAUAUCGAACCGUAAGCACGCACACUCCUCGUUGGGGAAUUAUGACGAGUUCCAAACAUUCGACGUAAAAACCUUCGAUUCCGUUUCUUACACAGUCAAGAUCGUUUCUACAAGUAAAUCUCGAGACCAUGACUUGAAAUAAAAAGUUCUCCGUUACAAGUAGUUUUACCGCUACCACUAUCGAUAAGUUUCUUCUUACUAUAGCGAUAUUGUAAAUAUAUAAAUCCAUUACACGAUUACCACUAAUUAUGAAAUCAUGUGUCAAGUCCCAAUCACUUGCUAUGCCGCUCAAGCGACGUCACAAAAAUUUUAUAACAAUACGUUAUUAAACUUCGCACAACAACACCCCCAUACUUGACUAGCUACACUCGAUAAUACAUGUAACGUAUGGACAAAAUAACAAUAAAAACUGACGACAAUCACUAACAAUGCAUUA